Messenger RNA from Chenopodium quinoa (quinoa), 1700 nucleotides. RefSeq names its product autophagy-related protein 3-like. Gene Ontology annotation, biological process: nucleophagy; autophagosome assembly; autophagy of mitochondrion. The transcript has 10 exons. The coding region runs from base 297 to 1238 and encodes 313 amino acids. Gene Ontology annotation, cellular component: cytosol; cytoplasmic ubiquitin ligase complex. Gene Ontology annotation, molecular function: Atg8-family ligase activity. NCBI's taxonomy places the organism in Eukaryota, Viridiplantae, Streptophyta, Magnoliopsida, Caryophyllales, Amaranthaceae. The record is from RefSeq and is a predicted model, not a curated record.
UUGUGUACAUAAUCAAACUCAGGAUUUAAUAGGAAGGUUGGCAUUUGGGUUGGGUUAAGGUACAAGUCAUAAAUUCAUGAUACAACUCAUACAAGGGAUAUAUGUUGAAAUAAAUAAAAAAAGAAAAAUAAAAAAGAAAAAGGAAGACGGAAAGGUUGCUUGAUUGAAACACAGUUUCUGUUUCUGUUUCUGCAAAUCAAUCAAUUCAAUCUUUCUCUCUCCUUCCAUUAGCUGCUACAAACAAGAAUAAGAAGAAGAAGAAGAAGAAGAAGAAGAAGAAGAAGAAGAAGAAGAAGAUGGUAUUAUCACAGAAGAUUCACGAAGCAUUCAAAGGUACAGUCGAGCGUAUUACUGGGCCCCGCACUGUUUCCGCUUUCAAAGAGAAAGGCGUUCUCAGUGUCUUCGAAUUCAUCCGUGCCGGCGAUAAUCUCGUCUCCAAAUGCCCUACUUGGUCUUGGGAAUCAGGUGAACCCAGCAAGAGGAAGCAUUACUUGCCUCCUGAAAAACAAUUUUUAAUAACUCGAAGUGUUCCUUGUCUUCGUCGGGCUGCAUCUGUGGAGGAAGAAUAUGAAGCUGCCGGGGGGGAAAUUCUGCUUGAUGAUGAAGAUAAUGAUGGUUGGUUAGCUACUCACGGAAGACCAAAAGAACCUAAGCCCGAUGAGGAGGAAAACUUGCCCUCAAUGGAGUCAUUAGAAAUCACAGAAAACAAACCUAUACAGUCUAUAUCUUCAUAUUUUGGAGGUGAAGAGGACGAUGAUAUUCCUGAGAUGACAGAGUAUGAAGGACAAGAUAAUGUCAUUGAAGCAGAUCCAGCUACUCUUCAGACCACAUAUCUAGUUGCUGAAGAACCUGAUGAAGAAAAUAUACUACGAACUCGUACAUACGAUGUCAGCAUUACGUAUGACAAGUAUUAUCAAACUCCUCGUGUAUGGCUAACUGGAUAUGAUGAGUCAAGGAUGCUUUUGCAACCAGAGCUUGUGCUUGAAGAUGUUAGUCAAGACCAUGCUCGCAAAACGGUGACUAUAGAAGAUCAUCCUCAUUUACCUGGAAAGCAUGCUUCUGUGCAUCCAUGCAAACAUGGUGCAGUGAUGAAGAAAAUUAUUGAUGUUUUGAUGUCACGUGGGGUUGAGCCAGAAGUUGACAAGUACCUCUUCUUAUUCUUAAAAUUUAUGGCAUCAGUAAUUCCUACUAUUGAAUAUGAUUACACAAUGGAUUUCGACAUGGGAAGCAGCAGUUGAUCACAGGUUACUGGAGUCUAGCAUUAAUUUUUUACUUUUAUUAAAAAAGCUACUGAAGGUUACAAGAUCAAAGAAAUCUGUGUGUCACCAGUAAAUUCCGUUCUCAUCCAUCCGUAGAAAUAUAGCGGGGGUGAGGUUGGGGAAACCCCUGCUCUUCUGUACAUUACUACAUCAGUGCUAUAAUAAUGCUCUUUAAUCUAAGUUUGCUAUUGUUGGGUAUUACUUCUUGUACAGUUUUAUGUAGUCUAUCAGAAAUUUUAUGUGCUACUAGUAAACUGGAAUGACUUCUGUCGGGUGUUCAUUAUUCAUUUCAGAGUUCUGAAACAUGAUAUUCUGCUUUUCUGUUUAGUUUGUACAGUAAUUAUUAAUAGCAAAUGCUUGCUGAUAAUCUCGUCCAAGAUUGGAGAUAAAUGUUUUUACCAUCACUUUCUGAAUAAUGAGAUGUUUGAUCCCCUUUCUUAA